UCAACAUGCGGCAGCGAUGUGUUGACUUCAGCUAACGUGUGAACUGAGGAAUAAGUCAUUUACAUCAUCAUAACUGUCAAUAUUUUUCGUUUUUGGCAUCUCUCGUGAGCAACAUGGCAAAUCCCAACCUCCAAUUCAAAACGAAUUAUACUGUUUCCAGCAAGAUUGAACCAUUUUACAAGGGAGGAAAAGUGCAAAUCAGCAAAGAUGAAAAAUACAUCUUUUGCACUUGUGGAUCUCGUGUCAAUGUUUUGGAGAUCAGCACAGGGAAGACUGUCCACAGUGUUGAGCAUGACGAUCAAGAGGACAUCACAUCUUUUGCACUCAGCUGUGAUGAUGAGCUGCUGGUCACAGCUAGUAGAGCUCUGUUACUGAAGCAGUGGGACUGGAAACAAGCUCAGUGCACUCGCUCCUGGAGGGCCAUUCACACUGUUCCUGUAGCCAGCAUGACCUUUGACUCCACCUCUACCCUCCUGGCCACAGGUGGCUGUGAUGGCACUAUAAAGCUUUGGGAUGUGGUGAAGCAGUACUGCACCCACAACCUUAAAGGGUCCUCAGGCGUUGUACACCUGGUCCAGUUCCACCCGGACAUCAGCAGGCUGCAGCUCUUCUCCUCCUCUCUGGACUGUGGCAUUCGGCUGUGGGACCUGCGCUCCAGUCAGUGUGUGUGUGUGCUGCAGAGCCACUACAGCGCCGUCACCUCCCUCAGCUUCAGCCCCGACGGUGGCACCAUGGUCAGUUCUGGCAGAGACAAGAUCUGCACAGUCUGGGACCUGAAGAGUCAGAAAGCCAAGAGAACUGUUCCGGUCUAUGAGGCUGUGGAGGGUGUUGUGCUUUUGCCUAAGAAUAAAGACUUCUCUGAGAUCGGAGUGAAGAGCAAGGACUUGCAUUUCAUCACAGCUGGCAGCAAAGGUGUUUUGAGAGUGUGGGAGGCCAGCACGGCGCGAUGUGUCUACACCCAGACCCUCACCACUGCCUCAGAGGAGGAGGAGGAGGAGGAAGAGAAGGACGACGACCCCCGCAGUCUGAUGUACCUUCUUCACCUGCCCGCCUCCUCCAGGCUGGCCACAGUCACAGCAGAACACAACAUACUGCUGUACCAGCUGCCUGGUCUCACCACACAGCAGCAGUUUGUGGGUUACAGUGACGAGGUGCUGGACGUGAAGUUUCUGGGCAAAGACGACAGCCACAUCGUGGUGGCCACCAACAGCUGCCAGCUCAAGGUGUUUGAGCUGCUCACCAACAGCUGCCAGAUCCUGUAUGGACACACAGAUACUGUCCUCUCAUUGGACGUGUUCAAAAAGGGCUUUCUCUUUGCAAGCUGUGCAAAGGACAGGUCAGUGCGUGUGUGGCGGAUGGACAGUGACAGUGGUCAGGUGCACUGUGUGGCCCAGGGCUCCAGCCACACGAACGCCGUGGGCUCCAUCACCUGCUCCAGGAUAAAAGCGUCGUUCAUAGUGUCUGGCAGUCAGGACUGCACAGUAAAGGUGUGGGAUCUGCCCGCAGACUUGUCUACGACAGGGGCGGACAUACAUCGGCUGACCCCCCGCGCCACAGAGAAGGCACAUGAUAAGGAUGUAAACAGUGUGGCGGUGUCGCCCAAUGACAAGCUGCUGGCCUCGGGCUCCCAGGACCGCACGGCCAAGCUGUGGUCGCUGGCGGGGGAGGGGAACGUGAGCCUGCUGGGGGUGUUUCGGGGCCACCGUCGCGGCGUCUGGGCCGUCUGCUUCUCUCCCGUCGACCAGGUGCUGGCCACGUCCUCCGCGGACGGCACCACCAAACUGUGGAGCCUGCAGGACUUCAGCUGCCUCAAGACGUUCGAGGGUCACGAUGCGUCCGUUUUGAAGGUCGUCUUUGUGAGUCGAGGCACUCAGCUGCUCACCAGCGGCUCUGAUGGUUUAGUAAAGCUGUGGACCAUAAAGACCAAUGAGUGCGUGAAGACGCUGGACGCCCACCAGGACAAAGUGUGGGGUCUCCACGGCAGCCGCAAAGACGACAAGAUGGUGACCGGCUCUGCGGACUCUAACAUCACCGUGUGGGUGGAUGUGACUGAGGUGGAGCUGGCAGAGGAGCAGGCCAAGCAGGAGGAUCAGAUACUCAAGCAGCAGGAGUUGUCCAACCUGCUCCAUGAGAAGAAGUAUCUGAAGGCGCUGGGUCUUGCCAUCUCGCUGGACCAGCCUCACACCGUGCUCUCUGUGAUCAAAGCCAUCCGUCAGGUGGAGGAUAGCCACGAGCUGUUGGAGAAGACGGUGCUGAAACUUCGACUGGACCAGAAAGAGUCGCUGCUGCGCUACUGCGUGGUGUGGAACACCAACGCCAGAAACUGCCACGAUGCUCAGGCCGUCCUGCAGGUGCUCCUCACGCACCUGCCGCCCGAGGAGCUGCUGCAGUACCAGGGCGCCCGAGCCCACCUGGAGGGACUCAUCCCGUACACAGAGAGACACAUGCAGAGGAUCGGACAUCUGCUGCAGGCUUCCAUGUUCUUGAACUACAUGUGGCAGAAGAUGAGAGUGGCCGGAGCGCCGUCCAGCAUGGACCAGGAUGAAGAGAUGGAUACCACUCCUCUCGCUCAGCCGUUCUUCAUGAUUGACAAGGAGAAAGGAAUGGGCAGCGGCGAUGAGGAGAGAGGAGGUGGAGACGACAGCGACAGCGGGCAAGAUGAAGACCCAAAUUGCCCAGUUGAAGAGGAAGAGGAAGAGGAGGAGGUCAGUGCCGCCAAGAAAGCCUCAGCCACCAAUGGGCGAGUAGAAAACGGAGAGGGCGCCAAAACGAAUGGCAACCACCACUCUGGAAGUGAGGAGAGUUCAGAGGAGGAAGACCUGGAAGAAGAUGAGGAGGAGGAAACGACAGUGAAAGCGGUGAAGCGCCUCCCAGUUUCCUCCUCUGCACCACGCCAGACGUUCGCCAGCUGACAGGGAUCUGCAGGCUGACAGCAGGAGGUCGCCUUGUCUCGGACCAUCAGCUGGAGCGACACACUGAGUGUGCGGCAGUGCGGGAGGAGACGGAGGGAGGCCAGCGUGGAGUCAUGAUAAUACAGAUAAUUGGCCUCUCUGUGCAUUCCCCGACUCAGCAGCUCAGGUGUAAAGACUCUCUGCCUUGGUGUCAAUAAAUUGUACAUCAGGAGGAGCAGCUGCAGGGACGGAAAGACUGAAGGGAGAAGCUGCAUUAGCUUUCAGGCAUUCGUCCCCGACUACAUUGUCUGCUUCUGCAAUGUUGCGCAGUCCUGAUCUACCGGCUCGACCGCAACACAAAAGGCUCCUUACAUAACGUGGGCAUUUUAUAUGUCAUGACCACAUAUGAUUAUAUAAUAAAAGUAUGUUCUUUGUGAUUUAAAUUGCCCUGAUGAUUCAUCGAAAU
Molecule: messenger RNA, 3357 nt
Organism: Chelmon rostratus (copperband butterflyfish)
Lineage: Eukaryota; Metazoa; Chordata; Actinopteri; Chaetodontiformes; Chaetodontidae
Gene: tbl3
Product: transducin beta like 3
Exons: 23
Coding region: 114-2912 (932 amino acids)
Biological process (GO): endonucleolytic cleavage in 5'-ETS of tricistronic rRNA transcript (SSU-rRNA, 5.8S rRNA, LSU-rRNA); endonucleolytic cleavage to generate mature 5'-end of SSU-rRNA from (SSU-rRNA, 5.8S rRNA, LSU-rRNA)
Cellular component (GO): small-subunit processome; nucleolus; 90S preribosome
Molecular function (GO): protein binding; U3 snoRNA binding
Source: RefSeq, a predicted model, not a curated record